This is a messenger RNA of Mauremys reevesii (Reeves's turtle), 4661 nucleotides long. RefSeq names its product zinc finger protein 512 (gene ZNF512). The transcript is spliced from 13 exons. NCBI's taxonomy places the organism in Eukaryota, Metazoa, Chordata, Testudines, Geoemydidae. The record is from RefSeq and is a predicted model, not a curated record. Bases 32 to 1627 code for a protein of 531 amino acids. Gene Ontology annotation, molecular function: zinc ion binding.
GGGUCUGACUCUAUGGUUGAGGCGCGGUAAGAUGAUGUCAACACAAGCCUGUUUGGGUCACGUGGGUGAUCCCCGCUGUUUGCGAGUGGCGCAGAGCGAUGAGGCGGUAGUGGGGCGCGCGCCAUGCGGAGCGACGGUUGUUCGGAUACAGGACCUGGGCACAGACAACAGAAGAUCAAGAGAUCUCUGGGAAACAAAAAGAGAAUCACCUUCCAGAGGAAAGAGGAAAUCUGAGCGAGAGGAUGAUGAAGAUUAUGAAGAAUUUUCCAGAAAGAAGCAGAAAGUUCCUGCAAGGAAAAAGCAACGAGCUGGGGUGCAACAAAAUCCCAAAUCCAAAGGGCGUUAUGUGCGGAAAGAGCCACCAACGUAUGCAGCAGGCAGUAUGGAGGAACAGUGGUACCUGGAGAUCCUAAGUAAGGGCAGAGUUACCUGUCCAACAUGCAGAGCUGUGGUCAGGAAGACUGUAGAGGGACUGAAGAAACAUAUGGCGAAUUGCAGACAGGAGAUGUUCACGUGUCAUCACUGUGGAAAACAGCUCAGGUCUUUGGCAGGAAUGAAAUACCACAUCAUGGCAGAUCACAACAACCUGCCAGUUGUGAAGGAGGGAGGUGAAUUAGAUGAGCAGUGUGAACGAGACCGCCUCCGGAAGGUGCUGAAACGAAUGGGAAAGCUAAAGUGUAUGAGGGAGGGAUGUACAGGCAGCUUCACCAGCAUAAUGGGAUACCUGUACCAUAUGAAAAAGUGUGGGAAGGAGGCCUCUGAGUUGGAGAAAAUGACCAUGAAAUGUCGUCACUGUGGGAAAGCAUACAAGUCAAAGGCAGGGCUUGUUUAUCACCUUAGGUCUGAGCAUGGGCCGGUCACUUUCCUCCAUGAAGAAGAGAGGCCUGAGAGUCUGAAGGAAAUGACCCUGGAGCCCAGUAGUGCAGGCAGAGUCCAGAGAAAAUCUGCUAAGGUGGCAGUCUAUUACCUUCACGAGCUAGCUAAUGAAGAGCUGGCCAAGGAGUGGCCUAAGAAGAAGGUUCUACAGGACCUAGUCCCAGAUGAUCGGAAGCUGAAAUACACCCGGCCCGGACUGCCCACAUUUAGUCAGGAUGUGUUGUGCAAGUGGAAAUCGGAGAUAAAGAUGUACCGAAGGGUCCACUGUCCAAACCAGGGCUGUGAGUCUGUAUAUGGCAGUGUCUCAGGACUCAAAUCUCACCUCGGCACCUGCACCUUGGGAGACUUUGUGGCUGGGAAAUACAAGUGUCUCCUAUGUGAGAAGGAAUUCAUAUCAGAGAGCGGGGUCAAGUAUCACAUCAACUCUGUGCAUGCUGAGGACUGGUUUGAUGUGAAUACCACUAACAAAAAAAGCUUUGAGAAGCUGAUGAAAAUCCGCCAGAGAGAAGAUGAGCAGAGAAAGCAGCGAAAGAAGUGUAUUGCAGCUCGGAGCAGAAAGAAAAGGCCUGGAAUUGUAUCUGCCAAGAAGCUCCUUGGUGCAGGGGCCGAGAGAAGCAGAAGAAGGAGUAAGAGGGGGCAUUCCCAGCUGGUGGACAAUGAGAGCAGGAGCAGCGAGGAGGAGGAGGAGGAGCCCCAAGCUGCACAGAGAGCAGAAACUCCAAAAACUAUCCGCAAACGGGGCAGGAAAUAGAUCAUUGGAGGCAGAGGAACUAGACAGUUCUAGGAAGCCAGGAGCCCAGGUCAUGGCACAGCAGUCACUCCCUCCCGUGGACAGUGGCACUAGCAGUGUAGUUUGUGCCCUAGUUACAGGCUGAGUUCAGGUUAUGUUAGUUGCUUAUUUAGUGAUUUUAAAUAUUUCAGUCUCCGUUACAGCUCUCUGCUUUUGUUGUCCUCCUCUUAGGGAUCCUCAGCUUUGGUGAGGGCAGGUUUCCUUGAUGGAUCUCUAGGGCUGGGUGUGCAGGUCUCAGUUGGGGGAGUGAUUUCCUUUGGGGUAGUGUGUGCAGAUCCUGGGCAGUUUCUGGGGUGGGGCACAGAUGCUCUGGCUUGAUCACCUGCAGCCCAGUGCUACCUCAGGUGCUUAAAGGGGCUGCCUCUGAGACUCAGACACCUGAGUGCUGUCUCCCCCUUAGGUCAUUGCCAUAAAGCACCAUCCCUUCAAACUCAGCACUGCCCAGCAGUUUAGGAGUCCAGGCCUGCCUGAGAGGGUAGGACAUCACCCUGCCAAAAGCAGGAGUGUUUGCAGUGAGCUAAUGUACCCUUCAGCACCUGCCUCCUUUAAGGCUGAGCACUGACUGGUCCCUAAAAGUGGGGAGGGAGCUCUUCCUCCAGUCUGUGGCUAAGGACCAGCUCUCUGGACCCUUGCCUUCCAGAGGCACAUGGCAGCAAACUUGUCUGCCAGCACGCUACAGUCUGGGGAUGUGUGAGAUCAGUGCAGAUGGCUUGUGCUGUGUUACAGGUUCACACUUCAUAACAGCCAACCCCCACCUGCAGGACAGAGCUCAUACACAGUAGCAAAGCCCUGCGUAUUGCUGCCAUGGGGUGGCCUUGCCCUAGUUUGGUGUCUUUCUUCCCUCAAGCCUCAGUAGGAGCUGCUUCUCCUUGUCAGUGAGCUCUGCAGGUGCCUUCUCCCCUGAGCUAGUUGUAGCCUGCUCCUGGGAUUGCCACCUUUACCGGGACAAGCCUUAUGUAAUGGGCCUUCCUGUGUGUUGGUGUCAGGGCUGGAGGAAGGGGGUCCUGUUUACCUGUUGAAUUAAGUUUUAAUUUAGUGCAUGGUGAGUGUUCUGCCAUGUUCCACUUGUACAGCAGGGCCAGUUGAGACCCAUAAAUGGAUAACAUCUCUGGCAGGCUUAGCCACCCCCAUUCUCUGCUGGGUAGAGAAGGGGCCUGCAGGAUUUCUGAUGUCAGCUCACAUGCCCUGACAGAAAACUGCAGGAUUUGAUGUCUCUUUACCCUCUCCUCUCUUGUCCCGCUACAGUUCCCUGCCUCAGCUGGCUCUUUAGUUUGAUACAUGAGGAUUCAGUUCAUAUCUCGCUGCAGUGGAAGCUUCCACAUCAGCCAAAGUUGCUGGUGCUGAAAUUCACAGCGGAUUCCCUGAGGUGCACAGGGCACAGUCAGGUUUAUUCAUGUGUUUGUUUCUAGCAGUGAUGUUCAUUCACCCAUAUAAUCAAAUUGCCUUUGUGGCUGGGGGUAGGACCCAAGCUCUCCCCAGCCAUGGCCAUUUUACAGAAGCUACACCCUAAUAUGCGUAGAGUGAAGCAAAUUACACCCACCUCUUGUCUCAUACAAACUAACACCUAUGGCGAUUGUUGGACUCUGCAUGCAAUGCUCCAUUCUGAUCUAGGGGCAGCAGCUGCAUUUCAUGCUGGGACCUGCAGUUGUCAUGGAUUGCAGUGCUGUAUUAAAGAGGCAGGUUUCUGGGCUCUUCUAUAGAGGCUGUGAGAUGUGUGGUCAGAGCAGCAAGAUCAGAACAAAAUGAAAUAAAAUGUCACCAAUGCAAGAAUGUGAUAGCUUCUUUGGUGUAUAGUGUCUUUAGAAUCAUCCCCACUUUAGCAGUGUGGGGCAGAAGAGUGCAGAACUGCCUGUCUCUGGGCUUGUUGUGGGUGGCAAUAGGACGCAUGCCCUUAAGCACUGAGGCAAAGAGCCCUCACUUUCAGUUUUUCAACCACUUCUCUAUCCAGCACUCCAACCCUCCUCACAGCCUGUUGCAUUAAUGUAGGUGAAAUAUGUGGGCACAGAGAGUCAAAGGCAUGUAUUAGGAACACAAAGAAUUCUAACAGUGGUGUUGAUCCAUUUGUAGAUGGAAAUGGUAGAAUUAUCAAUAAUAAUGCAGAAAAGGCAGAAGUGCUCAAUAAAUACAUCUGCAUUGGGGGGUGGGGGGAAUGAUGUAGUCAUAUAUGAUAACACUUUUGCCACUUCACUAGUAGCUGUGGAGGAUGUUAAACAGCAGCUAUUAAAGUUUGACAUUUUUAAAUCAGCAGGUCCAGAUAACUUUCAUCCAAGAGUUUUAAAAGAGCUGGCUGAGAAGCUUGCUGAACCAUUAAUGUUGAUUUUCAGUAAAUCUUGAAACACUGGGGAAGUUCUAGAAGACAGCUAAUUAUUGGGUCAACAAGUGAAAAGGGUAAAUGGGAUGACCUGGGUAAUUAUAGGCCAGUCAUUCUGAUUUUGAUCCCAGUCAAGAUAAUGGAGCAGCUGAUACAGAGCUCAAUAAAUAAAGAAUCAAAAGGAUGGUAAAAUAAUUAAUGUCAAUCAACAUGGAAAAUAGAUCCUGUCAAACCUACUUGAAAUUUUUUUAAUUAAAUUACAAGUUUGGUUGAUAAAGGUAAUAGUGUUGAUGUAUUAGACAUUGACUUGGUACUGCACAACAUUUUGAUUAAAAAACCUAGAACAAUAUAAACUUAACCUGGUGCACAUUAAAUGGAUUAAAAGCUAGCUAACUGAUAGGUCUCAAAAUGUAAUUGUAAACGGGGAAUCAUCAUUGAGCAGAUGUUUUUAUAUUGGUAUCCUGCAGAGAUUGGGUCUUGGCCCUGCACUAGUUAACAUUUUUGUCAAUUACCUGGAAGAAAACAUACAGUCGUCACCAAGAAGGUUUGCAGAUGUCACAAAAAAUUGGGAGAGAGGUAAAUAAUGACGAGGACAGGUCACUGAUACAGAGUGAUCAGGAUGGCCUGGCAAGCUGAGUGCAAACAAACAAUAUGUGUUUUAAUAUAAGAACAUAAGAAAGGCCG